Molecule: messenger RNA, 549 nt
Organism: Ipomoea nil (Japanese morning glory)
Lineage: Eukaryota; Viridiplantae; Streptophyta; Magnoliopsida; Solanales; Convolvulaceae
Product: coiled-coil domain-containing protein 177-like
Exons: 2
Coding region: 1-549 (182 amino acids)
Source: RefSeq, a predicted model, not a curated record
AUGGCGAGGGCCCACCGAGAAGCCAAGAAGAAGAGCAGACGAGACAACCGAGUGGGCGAAGCACGGGAGAGCACAAGAAGACAAGGCGGCGGCGAAGGGCAAGAGGCGGGAGGAACAAACACAGAAGCAGCAAGGAGACAAGAAGCACAAAACAGCAGAAGCAGCAAGAACAACACAGAAGCAGCAAAAGCCCAAGGAAGCAGCAAGAACAGCAGAAGGAGCAAGAAACGCCCAAGAGCAAGAGGAGCAAGAGGCCGCAGGAAGCAGGAAGCAACAGCAAGAAGAAGCAGCAGAAGCGCCAGGACAACAAGAGGGGGGAAACCCGAAGGGGAAAGGGAGAAGUCAGAGAGGGUGGCAAGCAGGGGAGAAAGAGCCAAAAGCAAGGGGGGAAGCGGGGGAGAUCCAACAUGGAGUGAGGGACGUCGGCACAAGGAUAAGCCAGAGGCGAUAGUGUCCCGAAGCCGGGUGACUGGGGACAAGGACGCAAAGGCACCGGGAAGAAGGGCCGAAAGGGCGAAAGGGCCCAAAGAAGCAAGAACAGAGCAUUAG